AUGGCGCCCGUCCCGACCGACACUGUCGCCACCGCCGCGGCGGCUGCCGCACCGCCGCACCGCCCUGCACCAAAGAAGCGCAAGGUCGACGACCAGCACCACACGUCCGACUUCACCGACACUCUGGCAAAGCUCAAGCAGGAGGCCGACGCAAACCAGCAAAUCGACGACCAGGCCCUCUGGCCCAGGCCCGAACUCGACCCCCUCGACCCCCAGAUCGACGCCAUCACCUUCCAGCAGAUCGACAUCGAGGAGCACCAGGCCGUCGGCGCACCGCCUGCCAUCCGCAUCUACGGCGUCACCCACCAGGGGCACUCGGUCCUCGCGCACGUCCACGGCUUCCUCCCCUACUUCUACAUCCACGCCCCACGCGGCUUCACCGCCGCCACCUGCAAGGACUUUGCCAACCACCUCAACACCCUCUUUGGCGGCCGCGCCGUGCACAAGGCCGAGCUCGUCAGCAAAAAGAGCCUCAUGGGCUACGCCGGCCCCGAAAACGUCGCCUUCAUCAAGCUCACCAUCUCCGACCUCCGCAGCCUGCCCAGGAUCCGCGGCUCCUUUGAGCGCGGCGAGAUUGGCUUCCGCGACCUCUUCACGCCGGGCGACGCCGCGCUCACCUACGAAAACAUCGCAUACACGCUCCGUUUCAUGAUCGACCUCAAGAUUGUCGGCAUGAACUGGCUCGAGAUCGCAUCGGGAAGCUACAAGAUCCGCCCAGACAGCCAGAGGGUCUCGCUCUGCCAGAUCGAGAUCGACUGCGCGCCCGACGCGCUCACGUCCCACGCCCCCGACGGCGAGUGGUCCAAGAUCGCGCCGCUCCGCAUCCUCAGCUUCGACAUCGAGUGCGCCGGCCGCAAGGGCGUCUUCCCCGAGGCCUCGGUCGACCCCGUCAUCCAGAUCGCCAACAUGGUCACCCGCCAGGGCGAGAGCAGCCCGUUUGUCAAGAACGUCUUCACGCUCAACACGUGCUCCCACAUCGUCGGCAGCCAGGUCCUCUCGUUCAACAAGGAGAUCGACAUGCUCGAGGCGUGGGCCAGCUUCAUCCAGGAGGUCGACCCGGACGUCGUGAUCGGCUACAACAUCGCCAACUUCGACUUCCCCUACCUCCUCGACCGCGCCAAGGCCCUCAAGUCGACCAAGUUUGCCUAUCUCGGCCGCGAGCGGGGCACACGCACCGAGGCCAAGGACACCCACUUCUCGUCCAAGGCGUACGGCACCCGAGACUCGAAAAACACCGAGCUCCAGGGCCGCCUCCAGCUCGACAUGCUCCAGGUCAUGCAGCGCGACUACAAGCUGCGCUCCUACUCGCUCAACUCGGUCUCGUUCGAGUUCCUCGGCGAGCAGAAGGAGGACGUCCACUUCUCGCUCAUCACCGAGCUCCAGAACGGCGGGCCCGAGGCGCGCCGCCGCCUGGCUGUCUACUGCCUCAAGGACGCCUACCUGCCGCAGCGGCUGAUGGACAAGCUCAUGUGCUUCAUCAACUACAUCGAGAUGGCGAGGGUGACGGGCGUCCCCUUCAACUACCUCCUCUCGCGCGGCCAGCAGAUCAAGGUCGUCUCGCAGCUCUUCCGGAAGGCCAACGAGGACAACUACUUGGUGCCCGCCUACAAGGGCGAGGGCACCGAGGACCAGUACGAGGGCGCCACCGUCCUCGAGCCCAAGUCGGGCUACUACGACCGCCCCAUCGCCACGCUCGACUUUGCCUCGCUCUACCCCUCGAUCAUGAUGGCCCACAACCUGUGCUACACGACGCUGCUGGACAAGAAAAAGGUCGAGCAGCUCGGCCUCAAGCAGGACGAGGACUACGUCAUCACGCCCAACAACAACUACUUUGCCACGAGCAAGCUGCGCAAGGGCCUGCUGCCGACGGUGCUCGAGAACCUGCUGGCGGCGAGGAAGCGGGCCAAGGCGGACCUCAAAAAGGAGACCGACCCGUUCAAGCGCGCCGUGCUCGACGGUCGGCAGCUGGCGCUCAAGAUCAGCGCCAACUCGGUCUACGGCUUCACGGGCGCCACGGUCGGCAAGCUGCCCUGCCUCGAGAUCUCGAUGAGCGUCACCGCCUACGGGCGGCAGAUGAUAGAGCAGACAAAGGGCCACGUCGAGCGCACCUACACCAUCGCCAACGGCUACGAGCACGACGCCGAGGUCGUCUACGGCGACACGGACUCGGUCAUGGUCAAGUUUGGCGUCCAGGACCUCGCCAAGGCCAUGGAGCUGGGCGCCGAGGCGGCGGCCAAGGUGUCAAAGACGUUCAUCAACCCGAUCAAGCUCGAGUUCGAAAAGGUCUACUACCCCUACCUGCUCAUCAGCAAGAAGCGCUACGCCGGCCUCUACUGGACGCGGCCCGACAAGCACGACAAGAUGGACACCAAGGGCAUCGAGACGGUGCGCCGCGACAACUGCCGCCUGGUGCAGACGGUCAUCGACACGUGCCUGCGCAAGAUGCUCAUCGACCGCGACGUCAAGGGCGCCGAGGACUACGCCAAGCAGAUCAUCUCGGACCUGCUGCAGAACAAGGUCGACAUGUCGCAGCUCGUCAUCACCAAGGCGCUCGCCAAGGCCGACUACGCGGCCAAGCAGGCCCACGUCGAGCUGGCCGAGCGGAUGCGGAAGCGCGACGCGGGCUCCGCCCCGGCGCUGGGCGACCGCGUCGCCUACGUCAUCAUCAAGGCGGCCAAGGGCUCGGCCGCCUACGAGAGGUCCGAGGACCCCAUCUACGUGCUCGAGAACAAUGUCCCGAUCGACACGCGCUACUACCUCGAGAAUCAGCUGUCCAAGCCGCUGCUGAGGAUCUUUGAGCCCAUCAUGGGACCCAAGGCCGGGUCGAUGCUCAACGGCGAGCAUACCCGCGUGGUGCAGGUGGCCACAUCCAACGUCGGCGCCCUGAUGAAGUUUGCCGUCAAGACGGUGCAGUGUCUCGGCUGCCGAACACCGCUCAAGGACCAGAACACGCCGGUGUGCAAGAAUUGUCGCCCUAGGGUCGCCGAGCUCUAUCACGAAAAGCUGGCGAGAGCCUCUGCGCUCGAAGUCGAGUUCGCGCGGCUAUGGACGUGCUGCCAGCGAUGCCAAGGCUCGCUGGCCCAGGACGUGCUGUGCACCAACAAGGACUGCCCCAUCUUCUUCAAGCGCAAACGUGCGCAAAAGGACGUCGAGGACGCUGUCAAGGUCGUCGAGCGCUUCGAUACCGCCUGGUAG
Messenger RNA from Pseudozyma flocculosa PF-1, 3195 nucleotides. RefSeq lists its product as uncharacterized. Gene Ontology annotation, molecular function: DNA binding; 3'-5'-DNA exonuclease activity; nucleotide binding. Bases 1 to 3195 code for a protein of 1064 amino acids. NCBI's taxonomy places the organism in Eukaryota, Fungi, Basidiomycota, Ustilaginomycetes, Ustilaginales, Ustilaginaceae. Gene Ontology annotation, cellular component: delta DNA polymerase complex. The transcript has 5 exons. Gene Ontology annotation, biological process: nucleotide-excision repair, DNA gap filling; base-excision repair, gap-filling; DNA-templated DNA replication. The record is from RefSeq and is a predicted model, not a curated record.